CGCAGCAUAAGGCGCGCGCGAGUGAGAAGGAAAGAGAGCCAGACAGGCGCUCCGCGACUUCCAACAGUUCCAACAUGGCAGAGGAAUUUUGCAGCGCUGUCGUCGCCAGCGAUCGCAAUAGCAGCAGCAGCAGCAGCCCGAAGCAGCAGUAGUCCAUAGCAGCAGUAGUAGUGCGAGCCACGACGACGUAUUCUCUUAUAUACAUUAUUAUUGUGUAUGAGAGUGAACGCAAAUCGGACGUGUGAAAGUCCUCCAAUCGUGCGUGUGUGUGCGUGUGUGCGUGUGCGUGCGUGUGCGGAUUUUCAUUAUAAAAAUCAGUGCUUUGAAGGCUUUUGGCCUCGUCGAAACUCUCCGCGGACAGGUGCUUCGACGCGCGUUUGUUUUCCAUCGGGAAAGCUCGGCCCUGUAUAGUCGCGCGACUGCACUUGUGUACAUUCCGCGCGAUAAGAGAAGAGCGAGCGAGAGAGACAGUGCGCGACGACGCCGGCACACACACGCAAAAUCGCAGCAUAAUCGCAAGUGCAUCGUCCAGCAGUAGCAGCAAGCAGCAGCGGCGCUGCAGCCGUGUUUGCUCUGUGCUUUCUGUGUUAUCGUCUUCGUCGUUAUUGUUGUUGUUGUUGUUGUUGUCAUUCGAGUUGUAUGCAUAGUUGAAGUUGUCGUUGGUUCCUGUGAUUCGUCGACGAUCGCUGGUGCUCAUCAUCGGCUGCUCGUCGCAAGGGCCUGUGAAUGUCUUACCUGUCGUCGGCCAGUGAUAAUAAUAAAAAAGUACGAGUGCUCGUGGCAGUAGACAGAAAAAUUGCCAGAGUCGGCAGCGGCGCGAGCGAUAGGCAGCUGGGAUGCGCGAGCUGCCAGUCACGAGGAUUAUAGUGCCGCGGCUGACUGCUUGACGCGGCGCCGCGACUCCUUUUUUUUUUUUUGUUGGUGUCUAUACGAUAAGCCGAGUGCAACACUCCGAGUGUCCUGCUAUACAUUCCUCGUUCGUCCCUCGUGCGAAGCUGCGAGCACUAUAACGACUACGACUACGACGACGACGUCGAGCCAGUUGAAGAGGCUGCUGCAGCUGCGCCGUUCUCGCCAUGGCGGACCUCAAGGCGCCGCUGUUCAGCGACAUCAAGCGACCCGAGGAGGUGGUUGCGAUGGCCAUGAACGACAGCCUCAAGUUCGCCGUCCUCAUCGGCCUCAUCGAGGUGGGCCAAGUGUCCAAUCGCGAGGUCGUCAACACCGUCCUUCACCUGCUCGUUGGAGGUGAAUUUGAUAUGGAGCUGAAUUUCGUCAUCCAGGACGCUCAAAAUAUCAGACAUAUGCUGGAGCUUCUAGACCAUUGUCCAUCCAAUUUACAGGCUGAAAUUUGGAGCGUUUUCAUCGCCAUAUUAAGGAAGAGCGUCAGAAAUCUACAAGCAUGUACAGAUGUGAACCUAAUAGAACAUGUACUCCAUCGAAUGUCACGAGCAGAAACCAUUGUAGCAGAUUUACUAAUCGACAUGUUGGGAGUGCUGGCAAGCUACAGCAUCACUGUCAAAGAGUUGAAGCUUUUGUUCGGUGCGAUGAAAGCAGUCAAAGGAAAAUGGCCUCGUCAUUCUGCGAAGCUGUUGAACGUACUUCGGCAAAUGCCGCAACGCAACGGCCCUGACGUUUUUUUCAGCUUUCCCGGACGGAAAGGAUCGGCGAUCGUGCUACCUCCAUUAGCGAAAUGGCCUCACGAAAGCGGCUUCACGUUUACGACGUGGUUCAGGCUGGAUCCCAUCAACUCCGUUAAUAUCGAGCGUGAGAAGCCGUAUCUGUAUUGUUUCAAAACUGCUAAAGGUGUGGGCUACUCGGCACACUUUGUCGGCAAUUGUCUGGUUCUCACUUCGAUGAAAGUUAAGGGCAAGGGCUUCCAGCACUGUGUCAAAUACGAAUUCCAGCCGCGAAAGUGGUACAUGAUUGCAAUAGUGUACAUAUAUAAUAGAUGGACAAAGAGCGAAAUCAAGUGCUUGGUCAAUGGUCAAUUGGCUUCGAGCACAGAGAUGGCUUGGUUCGUCUCUACCAACGAUCCGUUUGACAAAUGCUACAUCGGUGCCACACCCGAAUUAGACGAAGAACGCGUGUUUUGCGGACAAAUGAGCGCCAUUUAUCUCUUUAGCGAGGCGCUGACCACCCAUCAGAUUUGCGCGAUGCACAGAUUAGGUCCUGGAUAUAAGAGUCAAUUUCGGUUCGACAACGAAUGUUAUCUAAAUCUACCUGACAAUCAUAAAAGGGUGAGUCAUGAGCAGGAGCUUGCGAGCAUGGUGGACCAAAGUUUGAUGACUGUGCUUUACGAUGGAAAAUUGUCAAACGCAAUUAUGUUCAUGUAUAAUCCCGUCGCAACGGACUCGCAACUGUGUCUGCAAAGUGCUCCCAAAGGCAACGUUUCUUACUUUGUACAUACUCCACACGCCUUGAUGUUGCAGGAAGUUAAAGCUGUAAUUACGCACUCCAUACAUAGCACUCUGAACUCCAUCGGCGGAAUUCAAGUACUCUUUCCUUUAUUCUCACAAUUGGAUAUGCCUUAUGAUUGCAUCGCGCCAAAUGAUAUUAAGCGCGAUCCUACUUUAUGCUCAAAACUACUCGGAUUCAUAUGCGAUCUAGUCGAAAGCUCCCAAACUGUUCAGCAGCACAUGGUGCAGAACAGAGGUUUCCUCGUAAUAAGUUUCAUGCUUCAAAGAGCGAGCCGCGAACACCUUACCACGGAGGUCCUCACCUCUUUUCUCGAGCUCACGAAACAUCUGGUUACGUGCCACAGCGCUAACAGCGAUCUUCUGCUAAAACAGAACUUUUAUUUUUCAUACCUGGUAUGGCAGCUGCUGGAUCACGUGCUCUUCAAUCCUGCCCUCUGGAUCUACACACCUGCGCCCGUGCAAACGAGGCUCUACUCGUACCUGGCGACCGAGUUCUUGAGCGACACGCAGAUUUACUCGAACGUGCGGCGGGUCUCCACCGUCUUGCAGACCGUCCAUACGCUCAAGUACUAUUACUGGGUGGCGAGCCCGCGCAACAAAAGCGGCAUCACCCCCAAGGGUCUAGAUGGACCCAGGCCGCAACAAAAGGAUAUUUUAACUAUUCGCUCUUAUAUUUUACUUUUUUUGAAGCAAUUAAUAAUGAUUGGUAAUGGCGUAAAAGACGAUGAACUACAAAGCAUUUUAAAUUAUUUGACCACGAUGCACGAGGACGAAAACUUGCACGACGUUCUACAAAUGUUGAUAUCUUUAAUGUCCGAGCAACCGUCUUCGAUGGUUCCAGCUUUCGAUGCCAAACAGGGUGUCAGGACAAUAUUUAAAUUAUUGGCGGCUGAAAGUCAAUUGAUUAGGCUACAAGCACUCAAACUUUUAGGCUUUUUCCUUAGUCGCAGCACUCACAAAAGAAAAUACGACGUAAUGAGCCCACAUAAUUUAUACACGUUGCUAGCUGAAAGGCUGCUACUAAAUGAAGAAACCCUCACUUUACCAACCUACAAUGUACUGUACGAAAUAAUGACAGAGCAUAUCAGUCAACAAAUUCUUUAUACCAGACAUCCAGAGCCAGAAUCACACUAUCGUUUAGAAAAUCCGAUGAUUUUAAAAGUCGUCGCUACAUUAAUUAGACAAUCGAAACAAACGGAACAACUACUUGACGUGAAAAAAUUAUUCCUGUCGGACAUGACACUGCUUUGCAACAACAAUCGAGAGAAUCGACGGACUGUUUUGCAAAUGUCUGUCUGGCAGGAGUGGCUCAUAGCUAUGGCGUACAUACACCCGAAAAACACAGAGGAGCAAAAAAUAUCGGACAUGGUAUAUUCGUUGUUCCGGAUGUUACUGCACCACGCGAUAAAGCAUGAAUACGGAGGCUGGCGGGUGUGGGUGGAUACUCUUGCUAUCGUGCAUUCAAAGGUAUCCUACGAGGAAUUCAAGUUGCAAUUCGCUCAAAUGUACGAGCACUACGAGAGACAGCGCUCGGAUAACAUCACAGAUCCGGAAGUGAGGCAGCAGAGGCCAAUCAGCACGAUAUCCGGCUGGGAUCAACAGCAGCAGCAGCAACACGCCGUUAGCAAUGGUUAUGCCCGUCCCGCUCAGUGGGCUAACGACCAAAACCGCGAGAUAAAUCCCGCCGACAAUCAUUACAAGGAAUACGACGCGAUAGAGUCGAGCGAUCGAAUGGACGAGACAUGCAGUUGCGACCUCAACUCGAUGGACAAUACGGAGAGCGACGGCAGCCCAGCAAUAGUGGCGCCGCGCAGCAAACUCUGCGGCGAGGCCGCUGAGCAAUCCAGCGAGCCCGUGACACCGGAACCGCGAUCGGCUACGGAUAAACUUGACGUUGCCUCCCAACAUGCACGCGCCGAAACACCGACUACCAUUCCGGAAGAGGCCGUCAGCGAGCUGUCCCAGCAGACGACUCAAGAGACCAGCGAGGUCGCAUCGAUCGCGAGCUCCAGCGAUGUCCUCAGUGAUGUUAAUAAGCCUGACAGUCCUGCGCUGGUCGAGGCAGACGCCAACGACGAUAGUCACACUUCGAUCGAAGACAAGGCUGAAAUCGAUCAAGAGCUCGUCGCAGCGGACUCGUCGGAAAAACUUGCCGAGUCGGACGAGCUCAAGCCCCAGAAAAGUUUCGAUCAAUCCGAGGAGAUUACCGUUGUAGAGCAAACCACUGUGAACGAGAAUGAUGACGAAAUUCCCGUAGUCCCUGCUCAAACGAAUGAGACCGAUACCGAGAGUGUUGUGAAGAACAGCGAAGCCUCCGAGACACAACCUGCUGACGUCCUUGAAUGCGCAGAUGUGGUUGAAGACAAGCUAGACGAUGCAAAAACUGUCGAUGAAACUGCUAAAGUUGAGGAGAAACCUGAGCCCUGUGAAGAUGAAUCAAAAGUAGCAGAUACUGAUAUUAAUACCGAACCGGCUGAAUCCAAAACUGAACUUGAACCAGAAAUCAAAUUAAAAGAUUCAGAAGAUCAAUUGGAAAAAUCGAACGACUUGAUCGAGGAAGCUGAAACUGCAACUUCGUCGGAGGUACAAAUAAAUGAAAUAAGUGCUGUUAUUAAUGGUAAUGACAACAAAGAAGUAAGUGAGGAGAGCAAUAGCCUGGAACCGUCCAAUUCUAUUUCUACUCAUUUAGAAGAUGAAGAAGUCGUAGAAAAAGUUGAAGAGCAAGCUGAAGAGCCCGAAAGCGUAUUUACUAGCGACCUAUGUAGCAGUUGUAAAGAAAAUGAAACUCCAAGUUCUGUAGAUAGCGAGACUCAAGUGCCAAACGCCAAGGAUCCAAUUCCGACAAUAUCGACGGUCUGCGACGCAUCCGCUCAAAAUUUGAGUGACGAUAUUACUGUGCCACAGAACGACGUAGUUGAUAAGGAUAAUCUCGCGGAGGCCGGUGCGUGUAACGCGAAUCACGCUCUCGACAACGACAUACACCGGCGCAGAGCCAGUUUACCCAAUGUGUCGACGGAAAAUCUGCAAGGAGAAUCCAACAAUCUCGACGACGUUUCAGAAUCCCCAGAAAAAGAUCCCUCAUUACAAAAAAGACCAAGGAGUGCCUCUACUUCAACGCAAGUCGAACCGAAUCACUUUGAGUCAAAACCUAAAUCAGUCAAUCCAUCCACUAGACCUAUGUUUAGUCCAGGGCCAUCAAGGCCACCUUUUAGAAUACCUGAAUUCAAAUGGUCUUAUAUUCACCAAAGGCUUUUAUCAGAUGUACUAUUUUCAUUGGAAACUGACAUUCAAGUUUGGAGAAGCCAUUCAACCAAAUCAGUCCUGGACUUUGUUAAUAGCAGUGAUAAUGCCAUAUUCGUUGUUAAUACAGUGCACUUGAUCUCCCAACUCGCAGAUAACUUGAUAAUAGCCUGUGGUGGUCUUUUGCCAUUACUUGCCUCAGCUACAUCGCCAAAUAGUGAAAUGGACGUAAUUGAGCCCACUCAGGGAAUGCCAAUUGAAGUUGCAGUUUCUUUUCUCCAAAGAUUAGUUAAUAUGGCAGACGUGCUUAUUUUUGCAAGCUCUUUAAAUUUUGGAGAAUUGGAAGCCGAAAAAAAUAUGUCCAGUGGUGGAAUACUGAGACAGUGUUUACGAUUGGUCUGUACUUGUGCCGUUAGAAACUGCUUAGAGUGUAAAGAACGUGGCAGAACAUACAGCAUGUUAGGUCGACAAAUUGGUACUAGUAACAAAUCACAGCACAUACAAUCACUUAUUCGUGGAGCCCAAACCUCACCAAAGACGGUAGUAGAUAAUUUGGCGAAUCAACUUAGCCCUGUAAAAGAUCCUGAAAAGCUUUUACAAGAUAUGGAUGUCAAUCGAUUGCGUGCUGUUAUUUACAGAGAUGUUGAAGAAACCAAGCAGGCUCAAUUUUUGUCCCUUGCGAUAGUUUACUUCAUCUCUGUUUUAAUGGUAUCAAAAUAUCGAGACAUUUUAGAACCGCCCGUUUCUCAACGACUUCCAAGUCCAGUUCCUGCAAUACAAACAAACGGAGCGAAUAUGAGAUCAGGUAGCCCUCAAGGGGAUGGGAACAGUGGCGGAGGAGGUCGGCCCUUGUUCCCGCAAUGGUCGCACCACGUGUAUCCUCAGUUCCUCCCAGGGUCCCAUCCAAACGCGAACGCGCACGCCAACCACCACGUGAGCCAGCACCACCACGAGCACCCGCCGCUACCGCAGGCCUCCGAGCAAGCCCUACUCCGCCGGCGUCGGCAGGCUAACAAUUCCUCGGCCGCCGCCGGCUAUUACAUUCCCAAUCACUAUAGCAAUCAUCAUAAUUACCACUCGAAUAAUUACAAUUAUCAUCGCCAUCAUCAUUAUCAUCAUCAUAAUAACAACAACCAUCAUCAUGCUCUGCAAAAGCAUAUCGACCAGCCCCGAAAUAUCUAUCAUAGAAAUUCUGGUUACGGUAUGCAAGAGAGCAGCGGUAUUAUGAGUCAGUCUGAAUCACAAGAUGACGGUGAAUACGAAGUUAUUAUUGUAGAUGAGAACAAUUCCUCUAUACUCGCAGAUCACGAUGUUCCUUCUUCCGGACCACCUUCGACAAAAACUGGCCACACUGGUGUAUCGCAGUCAAGGACUAUCCUCGAGGAUUACCCCUCGACGGAAAAGACUGUUUCUUCUACUGCGAGAACUGAAACACUACGAAACGCACAGAGUAAUGAUUCGAGUGAAGAGAUACCUCGUAAUAAUACUGCUGUUGAUCCUAAUCCUUCUGAAAUAACGAUUGAAAAUGAAAAUAAGCAUAAUUCGUCCGAAGAAGCUUGGACUGAUGUAAAUCUUAAUGAAGAAGGAGACAAUAUGACUAAUUCAUGCGAUGAUCCAAGAAAUAUUCACAAUAUGGCCCACUCUCGAGGUGACAUUCCGGAUAACGAAGGUAACGUACUUGAACCAGAAAUAUCGAAUAAUCCUGAGAGAGGAGAAAAACCGACUUCGGAAAUAUCUGUGGUAAGAGUGCCAGAUCACUUAGUCACAGUGCAAUCUCCGCGACCGGACGAUUUGCCCAUCAAAAGUCUAGUAGAGCAUUUACCUAUUCCAACACCUUCGCGCGAGGCUUCACUCACCCAAAAACUUGAAAUGGCUCUUGGCUCUGUUUGUCCGUUGUUAAGGGAAAUCAUGGUGGACUUUGCACCGUUUCUAUCCAAAACCCUGGUUGGCUCGCAUGGUCAGGAGUUACUGAUGGAAGGAAAAGGUCUCACAACGUUUAAAAACAGCAACUCAGUUGUUGAACUCGUAAUGCUGUUGUGUUCGCAAGAGUGGCAAAAUUCCCUCCAAAAACACGCUGGCUUAGCCUUUAUUGAACUGAUCAACGAAGGGAGACUUUUAUCGCACGCCAUGAAAGAUCAUAUCGUGCGUGUCGCGAACGAGGCAGAAUUCAUUUUGAAUCGUAUGCGAGCUGACGACGUACUGAAACAUGCUGAUUUUGAGACGCAAUGCGCCCAAACUCUUUUGGAUCGUCGCGAAGAGGAACGAACUUGCGACCAUUUGAUAACUGCUGCUCGAAGGAGAGACAACGUCAUCGCCAGCAGAUUGCUCGAGAAAGUUCGCAAUAUUUUAUCAAACAAGCACGGCGCUUGGGGCUACAUGGAUCCGAUGGCUGCGAAAAUGUCAGAGUACUGGAAACUCGACGCCUGGGAGGAUGACGCCCGCCGGCGCAAAAGAUUUGUACAUAACCCGUUGGGUUCGAGUCACCCUGAGGCGACUUUGAAAGCUGCACUCGAGCACGGUGCGCCCGAGGACGCGAUCCUCCAGGCUCGAGAAGAGUUCCAUGCUCAUCUGGCAGCCUCGCGAGCUCAUCAGCAACAAAUACAGUCUACUGAUCUCAUGGACGAUAGUGAAUUACUGACCGACGACCGAGAUCUCGACGCCGAUCUAGCAGGACCAGUAAAUAUAAGUACUAAAGGAAAACUUGUAGCUCCGGGUAUCGUAGCUCCAGGAAUAAUUUCAAUAACUUCAUCAGAGCUAUAUUUUGAAGUGGACGAGGACGAUCUUGAAUUCAAGAAAAUCGACCACGAGGUGCUAAAAUAUUGCGAUCAUUUGCACGGAAAAUGGUAUUUCUCAGAAGUUCGAGCAAUCUUUUCCCGCAGAUAUUUACUACAAAAUAUUGCUAUAGAAAUUUUCUUAGCAAGUCGAACAUCGAUAUUUUUCGUAUUUCCGGAUCAAGCCACCGUGAAAAAAGUGAUCAAGGCCCUACCACGAGUUGGCGUAGGCAUCAAAUACGGAAUUCCGCAAACAAGGAGAGCAUCUAUGAUGUCACCCCGUCAGCUGAUGAGGAACUCAAAUAUGACGCAAAAAUGGCAACGUCGCGAGAUCAACAACUUUGAGUACAUCAUGUUCUUAAAUACUAUUGCCGGACGUACCUACAAUGACCUCAACCAGUAUCCGGUAUUUCCAUGGGUACUGACGAAUUACGAAUCGAAGGAGUUGGACUUGAGCCAGCCCACCAAUUACAGAGAUCUAUCCAAACCCAUCGGAGCUCUCAACCAGAGCAGAAGGGCUUACUUCGAGGAGCGUUAUCAGAGCUGGGAGCACGACAGUAUAUUACCGUUCCAUUACGGCACUCACUAUUCUACGGCGGCUUUCGUUCUCAAUUGGCUCAUCCGGCUGGAACCCAUGACGACGAUGUUUUUGGCCCUUCAAGGAGGAAAGUUUGACCAUCCAAAUAGAUUAUUUUCUUCCAUUGCUUUGUCAUGGAAAAAUUGUCAACGCGAUACAUCCGACGUAAAGGAACUGAUUCCGGAGUUUUUCUUUCUCCCGGAAAUGUUUGUGAAUACCAAUCGAUACAAACUUGGUCGCCAAGAAGAUGGUAGCUCUGUUGGGGACGUUGAACUUCCACCUUGGGCCAAUACUCCAGAAGAAUUCACACGUAUCAAUAGAAUGGCUUUGGAAUCUGAGUUUGUCUCCUGUCAAUUGCACCAAUGGAUAGAUUUGAUUUUCGGCUACAAGCAAAAAGGUCCAGAGGCAGUGCGUGCUACCAACGUUUUUUACUACUUGACCUAUGAAGGAAGCGUAGAUUUGGAUUCUAUAACUGAUCCAGUCAUGAAAGAAGCAAUUGAAAAUCAAAUAAGAAACUUUGGACAAACGCCGUCACAGCUUCUUAUGGAGCCACAUCCUCCGAGAAGUUCAGCAAUGCACUUGUCUCCAAUGAUGUUUGCCAGUAUACCCGAUGAUGUUUGCAUGACAUUGAAAUUCCCAUCAAACUCCCCAAUCUGUCAUAUAUCUGCAAAUACUUAUCCACAACUACCUCUACCAUCAGUGGUUACUGUCACUACGGGACAACAAUUUGCAGUCAACAGAUGGAAUACCAAUUAUGCUGCUUCUGUACAAUCGCCGAGUUAUGCUGAUACACCUCAAGCACAAGCUGCAAACCAACCUCUGUCCAUGGAUGCAAUGCUAUCUCAAACAGCUCAUAGCUCAAAUCCUGCCCAGCGUCGGCACUUGGGCGAUAAUUUCAGUCAAAAAUUAAAGAUCCGCAGUAAUUGUUUUGUUACGACUGUCGAUAGUCGCUUCCUCGUAGCCUGCGGCUUUUGGGACAAUAGUUUUCGAGUAUUUUCUACUGAAACAGCCAAAAUAGUUCAAAUAAUUUUCGGGCAUUACGGUGUCGUUACGUGCUUGUCACGAAGCGAGUGCAAUAUCACGUCGGAUUGCUACAUCGCCUCUGGCAGUGCUGACUGCACCGUUUUACUGUGGCAUUGGAAUGCUAGAACACAGACAAUCGUCGGUGAAGGCGAAGCACCUGCACCUCGUGCAACACUAACCGGACACGAGCAACCCGUCACUGCUGUCGUUAUUUCGGCUGAAUUGGGCCUCGUUGUAUCGGGAUCAAGCUUUGGCCCUGUCUUGGUGCACACGACAUUUGGUGACUUAUUGAGAUCGUUGGAACCACCAACUGGGUUUUCCUCCCCGGAAAAUAUUGCAAUGUCAAGAGAAGGAGUUAUUGUAGUAAAUUAUGAACGUGGUCACAUCGCGGCAUUCACCAUCAAUGGAAAACGUUUACGUUACGAAUCACACAAUGAUAAUCUACAGUGUCUUUUACUAAGCCGAGACGGAGAGUAUUUAAUGACAGGAGGAGACAAGGGUAUCGUGGAAGUGUGGCGAACAUUUAAUUUAGCCCUUUUGUAUGCUUUCCCAGCGUGUGAGAGUAGUGUUCGUUCUCUUGCUUUAUCUCACGAUCAAAGAUUUCUUCUUGCUGGUCUCGCAAACGGUUCGAUUGUAAUUUUCCAUAUUGAUUUCAAUCGGUGGCACCACGAAUUUCAGCAGCGUUAUUGAGGUAUCUUUUUACACUAAGCCGAUGAAACAGUGUUGGAAAAAUAUUAAAGAUAAACAUUCAUGAUCCAUCCAUGAAUGUUUGAUUCAGCUUGAAUUAAAUUCGAGCCCAAAUUGCCAAAUAAAAAGUUAAGAUUGAAAGAGCAUAGUUUUAGAAUAAUGUCGAUAAGAGUCUUUUCCGUCGAAACAAAAAUGAGUGAAAAUACAACGCUAGUCAAUUAUGAAGACGUUGAUUUAAAACUUAUCAUGCAGGAAGAGUUUUUUCAUCUAGCUCGAUAAGUUAUCGAAAAAAUCGACUAUUUAUGAAACUCAACAUUUAUUUUGCAAUUACAUCAUAAAAACGCCAAACUCUGUAUCAUUAUUUUUAUGCUUCAAAACAAACAUGUGAGUUUGGUAAAAUGCUUUACGAGUUUCAUGUAUAGGGGAGAGCGGGGCAAGUGUAACUUGCGGGGUAAUACGACUUCUUGUUUUUUUCAAUGAUAAUGAUUUUUUAAAUAAAUUUUUUCCCCACUUAUUGUUGAAAUAUACUUGUAACUAUCGAUUGCAUGCAAAAACGACGCGAAAAAACGUUUAUUUUAUUAAUUUUAACUCGAAACAAAAAUACGCUAAAAUUAUUACAAAAAUUUCUUAUUUCACACUUCUGUAUCUUUUUUGAUAAUGAUUUUUAUGCUACCGUUUUUUUUUCAUAAGAACAGUCAUGUCUUCCCGAUGAAAAGGCUUUUUUCAAAAUUUCAUUAAACGCAAUAUUUUAUGAAAUAUUUAAUUUUUAAAAACAUGUCUUAAUGGGGCAAGAGUAGCGCCUGAAGCGGGGCAUUAGUGUCGCGGUACGCCAGGCAUUGCGACGAUUCGUGACGGCGGUCUGCUGACUUUUCGUUCAAACUUGACCUCAUAUUUACCGUGUUGUUGUUUUUCUCGUCGCCGA
Messenger RNA from Trichogramma pretiosum, 11637 nucleotides. It is a transcript of the gene rg, whose product is annotated as neurobeachin. The record is from RefSeq and is a predicted model, not a curated record. The transcript has 52 exons. The coding region runs from base 1077 to 10718 and encodes 3213 amino acids. Gene Ontology annotation, molecular function: protein kinase binding. Gene Ontology annotation, biological process: intracellular protein localization. Gene Ontology annotation, cellular component: cytosol; membrane. NCBI's taxonomy places the organism in Eukaryota, Metazoa, Arthropoda, Insecta, Hymenoptera, Trichogrammatidae.